Messenger RNA from Fundulus heteroclitus (mummichog), 930 nucleotides. Its product is annotated as odorant receptor 131-2-like. Gene Ontology annotation, cellular component: membrane. The record is from RefSeq and is a predicted model, not a curated record. Bases 7 to 924 code for a protein of 305 amino acids. NCBI's taxonomy places the organism in Eukaryota, Metazoa, Chordata, Actinopteri, Cyprinodontiformes, Fundulidae. The transcript is spliced from 2 exons. Gene Ontology annotation, molecular function: G protein-coupled receptor activity. Gene Ontology annotation, biological process: G protein-coupled receptor signaling pathway.
AAAGAAAUGAAUGUGUCGGCUGCUAACGUGACAGUGGUUUUAGAUUAUAGGGAUUCCUUCCUUAAGGCUGUGAUCAAGAACAUUAUUGUUGUGGUUCUCAGCAUUUCCAUCAACUACAUCAAUGCAGGAAUCAUUCAUACCUUCUCUAAGCAGCAGAUCUUCUACACAAAUCCUCGGUACAUCCUGUUUGUUCACUUAGUGAUCAAUGACAUGAUUCAAGUGUCGCUGACUGUUGCCCUUUUCAUCGUUAGCUACAUCCUCUACAAGAUACAAGUGUUUGUCUGUUGCAUCCUAAUGCUGGUUGCCCUCUUCACCACUGAAAACACCCCACUGAACCUGGCCUGCAUGGCGAUGGAGUGCUACAUCGCCAUCUGCAUUCCCCUCCGUCAUCCUCAGAUCUGCACAAUCAAGAGAACACGGCUGCUGAUUCUUCUAAUCUGGACCACAAGCCUGUUGUCUGUUCUCCCCGAUCUCUUCAUUACCUUGGCCACAGAGCCACUGGACUAUUUUAAUAUGCAAGUGUUUUGCCUCAGGGAAACCGCUUUUCGAAAUCCCAGAAUCAUAGAGAGGAGAAAUAUUACCUAUAUUGUAUAUCUGGUUUUAGUUUGGUGCGUUAUCCUUUAUAUUUAUUUCCGAAUAAUUUUCACAGCAAGAAUAGCAAAUAAAGACGCUAAAAAGGCGAGGAACACAAUCCUCCUCCAUGGGUUUCAGCUUCUGCUGUGUAUGGCAGGGUAUGCAGAACAUCUGUUGAAACAGGCAGUGUUGCAAUGGUUUCCUAAGUAUUAUUCAGACUCUCUGUUUGCUUGUUAUAUAAUUUUUCAAAUACUGCCACGAUCUAUUAGUUCAAUUAUCUACGGCAUAAGAGAUAAAACUUUCAGGAAGCACCUAAAAGGACACCUACUUUGUCAGUUGCGCUCACAUUAACAUAAA